UAAAUAGCUGUUAGACGGUCCGUGCUGUCUGAAGAGCGGAUUAACAGAUUGGCUGGAAGAGAAACAUCAUCGCUCUGGUUGUGCCAUACUCGGGAACUGAAAGUGUGCAAUUAUGGAUGUUGAACAUUUAAUGAUGAGGAGCUAAAAUAGGCGGCAAUCGUUGCAACAACAAAUACCCAUUCUCCAGUAGGAAUCAUGAAAGUUUACAGAUUACUGGCCGUUCUGGUGCUGACUUCCUUCCUGCUUAUUUGGUAUUACAUCCUGCGGGUGAAUAAUGGAUUGUUCAACGGAAUCAGUCUGGGAGUCAAUUCAAGCUUUAGCGGAUUCAGCUUGGGUCGAAAAAGUCAUCGUUCCCUGGCCAAUGGGACGGAAAUAGCCAUAGUGGUGGUCGCUUGCGGCGAGCGACAUAACGAAGCACUGAACAUGAUUAAGUCGGCCAUUAUGUUCAAUCGAAAUCAAGCACCGCUCAGAUUCAUCGUCGUUGCCGAAGAGCAGUUGAAGCAAAAUUUCGUGGAAAAGCUGGACGAUUGGCAGGAAAUCAACGACAAUAUCUUCACCUACGAAAUACAUUCCCUAACAUUCCCGGAAGCGAACAAGGAUGAAUGGAAGAAGCUGUUCAAACCUUGUGCGGCGCAGCGUCUUUUUCUACCGUCGCUUUUACCACACAUCGAUUCAGUUCUGUAUGUCGAUUCGGACACGAUUUUCUUGUCCCCGGUCCAAGAAUUGUGGUCUAUGUUCCGCAAUUUCAACGCGUCUCAGUUUGCCGGUAUGGCGCCGGAACAUGAGGACAAAAAUGCCGGUUGGUACAACCGGUUCGCACGCCAUCCUUACUAUGGCGAUCUGGGGGUGAACUCCGGUGUCAUGUUAAUGAAUCUCACCCGAAUGAGGGACUUCAAGUGGGAGGAGCACAUAAUGCCUAUCUACAAAGAGUACCGAUUGAAGUUGGUAUGGGGAGAUCAGGACAUCAUCAAUAUUCUGUUCCACCACCAUCCGGAUAGGUUGUACAUAUUCCCGUGUGAUUGGAACUACCGAGCGGAUCACUGUAUGUACAUGAGCGUUUGUGAUGCUCCGGAUGGCGUCAAGAUUAUCCACGGGAACCGCGGAUAUUUUCAUUCCUAUGUUCAACCAAUUUUCAACUUACUCUACACCACCAUCGAAGAGUACGCCUUUCGAACGGAUAUCCACUCGAACUUCAUUCGGACGGUGGAGGACUCGUUGACCCUGCCGAGCAAUUCAAACUGUGAUAAACUGCUGGACAAGUUUUUACAGGAUCCUAGAAAGUAUUUCAAACAGAACCAGUACAUCGAGGAGACGUAAGGAGACAAGUAGAACUGCAAUCUAAAAAAAAACUCACAUUCUGAGAAACCAUAUCGCGGGAGACAGAGGAGCAAACGUAAUUUCGAAUAGAUAAAAGUGAUUUCACUAAAACAGUGUAUAGUAAAAGUAUAAGAACAAACAUGAACAAUCGCAACGAUGUCUACGCCCACUUUCAUAUACGUAGCCAAUGCUGAAUGAGAACAAAUUCAGGAGAAACUCGCCUUAGUUGAUAGAUGUUUUCAGUAUGCAAGAUUUUGACCUGUUUUAGAGUUGAUUUUUGGAGGAAGUUUUUUUUUUCUUUUACGAUGUCAGUUGUGCAUAUGUAGAUUUUUACAAACUUAGUCAAUCUCUGUGUAGAGAGUUUCAAGUAUUAUAACGAGCCAGGAUUUCAAGACAUAGUGCAAGUGUAAAUAAAUGAAGUGUUUUAAACUUUAA
Messenger RNA from Aedes aegypti (yellow fever mosquito), 1752 nucleotides. RefSeq names its product glucoside xylosyltransferase 1 (gene shams). NCBI's taxonomy places the organism in Eukaryota, Metazoa, Arthropoda, Insecta, Diptera, Culicidae. The record is from RefSeq and is a predicted model, not a curated record. The transcript has 4 exons. Gene Ontology annotation, molecular function: UDP-xylosyltransferase activity. Gene Ontology annotation, biological process: protein O-linked glycosylation via N-acetylgalactosamine. The coding region runs from base 196 to 1317 and encodes 373 amino acids.